Molecule: messenger RNA, 1598 nt
Organism: Oppiella nova
Lineage: Eukaryota; Metazoa; Arthropoda; Arachnida; Sarcoptiformes; Oppiidae
Source: the annotation of a GenBank genome assembly
GUUGCGGACAAGUGAAGCAAAGACACAGUAGAGGACAUCCAUUCAUAGAAGCGAUUCAAUUGAAUAUAACCGCAAAUAAGUGUCUCAUUCAUGAGAGUUGGGAUUUGUGUCAGAAAUUCAUUCAAUCGGUCGAUAACUGUGUUAAGGCUACAGAAUCCAUGGCUUUGGAUCAGAAAAUUGUUGAAAACUAUUUCAAACCAUACGUCGAGUAUUUUAGAUCUCUAUCUGCAUUUGAGGCCCAAUUGCAAAGACCCUGGACUUCAGAGGACUUGAGUGCACCCGAGUAUGCGAUCACCAGAAAUGUGUCGACGACUACUGACUACGAGACCCAACAGCUGUUGGUUUGGAUUAUAAAACAAUUCAAACCGAAGUGUAUGUUAGAGUUGGGCUCAUGGAUGGGUUACAGCACCCUAUUAAUGGCCAUCUCUGCCAAAACAUAUCAAUUAACUCAUCAUAAAUCCCGGAUCUAUGCGUGCGAUUCAUAUGUUUGGCAGAAAUGGAUGAGUAAUUUUGUGAUCACGAAGAAUAUAAUGGCAAAUGGAGACACAUUUCUGCCACGAUUUCUAUUCAAUACGGAACCGAUGAGUGAAUACAUAGAACCCAUUGUUAUGGACUUCGAUACUACACUCCCGGACACUGUCUCUCAUAUUAAACCGGAUUUUGUUUUCAUUGAUUUCACUCAAGACGCCGAUGAGAUCCAAGAGAAGUGGACUCAUUUGGAGCCCAAUUUGAUUCCCGGAAAGACUAUUGUCUUAUUCAACGGUCUGUCAAUCACUUCAAUACCAUUUUUCACCAAAAACUCUGAUAGACUGAAAGCGUUGGUAAAACCACAUUCAAUAGCCAAGGCAUUCAUAUACAGCCCCGACAUGCCUGUCCAAAAGCCUUUGAAAAAUAUUAAUUUGAGCCCAAAAUUCAAUUUCCAAACGCCUCCCGAUUGGGAACAUCACUACAAGAAUGCAUUCAAUUCUUGUGUCGAUAUAUUAAGACAAGAAUUUCAUGACAAGGAGUCAAACAUUUUGUUUAUACCUUCCGUUGAGGAAAUGCUUUGCGAUAAUUCAGAGGUUAUGAGAAACAAUGACUGGAUUGGUAUCAUUCAUAUGACACCAGAAUAUCCGGAAUUGUUUUACACACCAGACCUGAAACAGUUGUGCAAAUAUCAGUUGAGAAGAUAUUAUCCCAAAGACAUUGAAUUGAGGCCACGAUUGGCUGAUGAGGAAUAUGAGAGACAGUUAUACAGAAGCAUCCCUUUCCUGACACUCCUAUACAACGGCGCCGCCAAUACAUUAAUACUGGAAUGUAUUGCCAGAAACAUUCCAAUACUGGUGCCAAACAUGAGUUCUUGUACUGAAUAUAUCGGUGAAGACUAUCCUCUCCUCUACUCCAGAGAUCAAAAGGAUUUCACAAAUCUAUUGACAAUAGAGUCAAUCCAAUCAGCGACAGAUUACUUGAAAACUAUGGAUAAAAAUCGCUUUAAAACGGAUUACUUCUUCAAUUCCGUGAAGACUGGGAUUGUUUUGCAGUCGUUAUCAACAAAACAGUCAAUAAAUUCUGAAUUAUCUCUUCAAUCGGUUCCAGACUUUUGUGAAUUUGAUGUCUCG